This is a messenger RNA of Ahaetulla prasina, 984 nucleotides long. RefSeq names its product homeobox A13 (gene HOXA13). Gene Ontology annotation, biological process: regulation of transcription by RNA polymerase II. The coding region runs from base 1 to 984 and encodes 327 amino acids. Gene Ontology annotation, molecular function: DNA-binding transcription factor activity, RNA polymerase II-specific; RNA polymerase II cis-regulatory region sequence-specific DNA binding. Lineage: Eukaryota; Metazoa; Chordata; Lepidosauria; Squamata; Colubridae. The transcript is spliced from 2 exons. The record is from RefSeq and is a predicted model, not a curated record.
AUGACAGCCUCCGUGCUCCUCCAUCCCCGCUGGAUCGAGCCGGUCAUGUUUCUCUACGACAACAGCCUGGAGGAGAUCAACAAGAACAUGGAAGCGGGAUUCCACGCGGCGGCCGCGGCCGCGGCUGCAGGCUCCAACUUCGUGGCGGCCAACCAGUGCAGGAAUUUGAUGGCUCACCCAGCCUCGCUGGCCGGUCCGGGCAGCGCCGCCGCCUCCGCCGCCGCAUAUCCGUCGAGUGAAGCACCCAGCGCAGCCGGGAUGGCAGAGACCGGGGCAGCUGUCAAGCAGUGCAGUCCUUGCUCGGCCGCCGUGCAGGGCUCCUCGGGCCCCGCCGCCCUGCCCUACAGCUACUUCAGCGGCGGCUAUUUCCCCUGCAGCGUCAACCACCACCACCACCACAACGCCUCGCUCAAAUCCUGCGCCCAGCCCGCCUCUUCCUCCUUCGCCGACAAGUACAUGGAGACGUCUGUGGCGGCUUCCAGCGAAGACUUCCCUUCGCGCGCCAAGGAGUUCGCCUUUUACCAGGGCUACGCCGCCGGACCUUAUCAACCCAUGCCGGCGGGCUACCUGGAUAUGCCGGUGGUGCCCACGAUCGGCGGCCGGGGCGAGCCUAGGCACGAUUCCAUGCUGCCCGUGGAAAGCUACCAGCCCUGGGCCAUCCCUAACGGCUGGAACGGGCAGGUCUAUUGCCCCAAGGAGCAGAACCAGCCGCCCCACCUGUGGAAAUCCGCUCUGCCGGAUGUGGUUUCACAUCCUUCCGAUGCCAACUCCUACAGGCGUGGAAGGAAGAAAAGAGUGCCUUAUACAAAAGUUCAGUUAAAAGAACUGGAGAGGGAAUAUGCUACAAAUAAAUUCAUUACCAAGGACAAGAGAAGAAGGAUAUCGGCUGCUACAAAUCUCUCAGAGAGGCAGGUCACAAUUUGGUUCCAAAAUAGAAGGGUGAAAGAAAAAAAAGUCAUCAACAAAUUGAAGACAAGCAGUUAA